UUGCGCGCACCACUUUUCUACGCCACGAGCUAACAUAACCUCUUUUUCGGGUGUGCGAAUUAACAUGGAGCAUCGAGUAACCGUUUGGUAUUCCUGAAGCGAUGUUCUCCAUUGUUCGACGAAUGUUCCACAAAAUCGCGCUCACUCAUUAGGGAAGAAGUCACCACGAGAGAAGGAAGUUACGAUUUUCCGAAUUUUCCCAAAGUACCGACGUUCACGCUACCCAAUGUCUCAUGUUUAUUGGCAAUCGUUAAGAGAGUGGUUCCCUCCAAUGUAUAAAUUUGACAAAUUCAACAGCGCCUAUGCAUAUUUAAGAUUCAAGGUAGCUUGGUGAAGAUUUCUCGUGAUACGAAUCGAUGGUAGGAGACGGUCCAUGAUGUCAGACGAGUUGACUCAAGCGAUACAGCGGUGCUGUUCUAUGAGCGAUCUUAUUAAAUUAACAAAAGUCAAUAUAUACAAUAAGACCCCUUCUGGAGUCUGCAAGAAGUUACCAUCCGUUAAGGAUAGAGGAGAGAAAGCAAAGAAAGCUGGAGAACGUAAAAAGGCGUAUGUCCUCUUUAAGAGAUGGUUAAACACUGUUGAGUGGUUAAAAAAAACAAGGGAGUAUAAAGAAAAUGAAAAACUUUAUACGGCGUACGUACCAAAUACUCAGAUCAAUGAAGUGAAAAGGAUGGUGGAAGAAUUGAGCCAAACCCUUGAAGCACAUUAUGAAACAGAGAUUACAAUGAAGAAGGUAGCAGGGAUGACAACCGCUGUAGACACGAUGCAAAUAGAUCCGGAACCUAUAAAAUCUCAUAAUGGUACCAUAGAUUUGACAGCAAACAAUUUGGCUUUGGUAUUGCCUGAAACACCAACUGACGAUCCAUCAAUGGAAGAAGAAUCAAUAACAUGUGUUCAGCUGUUUCACCUGAUGCAAAUGUGCAGUAGAUUCCUAGUAAUUGACAUCAGGCCCCAGCGUGACUUUCAGGCAUCAAAAUUGACAUGUGAAGCAUGUAUAAACAUUCCUGCUGAUCAAAUACAAUUAGGGGUCCUCGCAUCGUCUUUUGAGAAAUAUUUUCAAAAUGACAAACGUUCCUUACAACUGUUCAAGAACCGAGGGAAGGACUACAUCGAUACAGUUAUUCUCAUGGACUGGAAUACAACGCAUGUAUCGCUAACUCCUAAAAACCCUCUAAAUACCUUGAAAGAAAUUCUGAAACUCUGGGACCCUUCAGUAACGUACAAAAAGAUAGUUAUCUUAGAUGGCGGCUUUUCGGAAUGGUUAAAUUGUUACCCACCCUUUGUUUCAAAUCCAAACGUGCAACCACCUAGGUUGCAUGAGAAUGCAAUGGAUGAAAUUUUAGAAGAAGUUGAAUAUCCCAUUUGGAUGACAGUUGAAAACGAUUCUAACAGUAUUAGAAUGAAAACAAAUCCAAUACCACCAAGAACAUUAAAACCAGUGAAUGCUGAUAAGAAACAGCCAGUGAUGAAUAUUCUUUCGGAUAACCGAAGUACAGAUGAACAACAGUCCUUGUAUAACACUUAUAAUUCAUACAUCAGUGCCAACAAUUAUGAUAAAACAUCUAAUUCCAUCCCAAUUGGUCCUAGAACAGUUUCUGCAGAUAUUGUUUCUUCUAACAAAAACGAAAAAUCAGUCUUUGAAAAUCCUGAAAAUGGAGAUAUUGACAUGGUUCAACGAGAUAAAGAUGACUCAUUAAAUCGUACCAACAAGGCAGUGUCUAAAUCCUUUAUUUCCGACAGUGUUCCAAAGCCAUUUAUAGAUCGAAGUAAUAAGCCAAACAUAAAAGGAAGCACCGUAGACUCGAAAUCUGUACUAAUGUUAAUGAAACAAUUAAAUGAAGUAACAAAAUGCCUGGAAAAGUUUGAAAAGGAAAUGUUAAUAACAGAAACUGAAUUGUGCUGUAAUGAAGAAAAUAAGGAUCCAAACAAAGAACAAAGGAUUCGUGAUCGUAUAAAGUCACUAAACGUUGAUUUAGAAGAAAUGAAAAAACGAAGUACCGAAAUCAAGGAAAAUUUAGCCGAAUACAAGAAAAUCGACGUAACAUUAAGUCCUACCGAAGCCAAGGAAAAGGAUAAGUUAGACCUUAGUAUCGGAUCCGCGGAGCAGCAGAUCAAGACCAUUUUCAUAGAACGAAAGAAGCUGUAUAAUCAAUUAGAGGAAAAGGAGAGAAUGAAAGUAUCGAGCAUGCAGAAGCAGAACGAAAGUGAUAUUUACAAGGAGCCCCUGAAAACUGAUGGUCCGUCAACUACUUCUGGUUUAAAGCGAUCACAUUCUAGUCCAAAUCUUGCACAGUUAGACAUCCGAAAGGCACCUCAGGUGGAUCGAUCUUCAAAGCCGCAGCUACAAAGAAACCAAAACGAUAUCCACGACAAUACCAACAUCAAACAUUCCCAACAAAGCUGGAGAGAUCGCCAGCAAAGGAUGGAUCCCAUUUUUCAGAGUGGCCCAACGCACCCAGGUAUCACGGGCCUGAAAAAUCUCGGGAAUUCCUGUUACAUGAACAGCAUAAUUCAGUGUCUAAGCAACACUGCCAGUUUGGCAGAGUAUUUCAACGACAACAUGUACGUUGACGAUCUUAAUACGAGCAACGACAACGGAACGCACGGCCAGGUUGCCGAAGAGGUAGCCCAGGUGAUCAAGGCGUUGUGGAGAGGACAAUACAAAAGUAUAUCACCUAGAGAUCUUAAGGGUGUCAUCGGCCAGUACAAGCUGCAAUUCGACGGGUACGAACAACAAGACUCCCAUGAGUUCCUAACUUUUCUGUUAGACUGGAUGCAUAAUGACCUCAAGAGGAAAGUCGUGGCUCGAGUCGACGGUCCCUUGAGCAUAGCGGAGAAAGAAUGGGACAAGGCCAUGGGUGGACAACAGUCCAUCAUUUCUCAGCUGUUCUUCGGGCAACUAAGGUCGAGCAUUUUUUGCGCCACCUGCGGAAACAGUAGCACCACUUACGAGACGUUCAACAGUUUGACGAUGUCUCUGCCUUCGAUACGAUGCAACCUGGACGGCUGCAUAAAGAAAUUCCUCAGCGAGCAGAAGGUCUCGGGCUGGAAGUGUCCCAAUUGCAAGAUGGCUCGCGAAGCCACUAAGAAGUUCGACUUCGUCAAAUUGGCCCCGAUUCUCGUGAUUCAUCUGAAUCGAUUCGGCGAGAGCGACGGCUGGCUGGAGAAGAGAAACACCGCGGUGGACUUCCCCUUUACGAAUUUUAACCUUAAGCCGUACCUGGUUGCGGACAACGACGCGAGACCGGCUCCUCCGGCGCAUCACUACAAUUACAGCUUGUACGCCAUGUCGAACCACUAUGGGACGAUGCAAAGCGGUCACUACACGGCGUUCUGUAAAAGUGCUGCUCAGAACAAGUGGUACAAGUACGACGACCAGACGGUCACCGAGGCCUCGCCGACCCUCGUCAAGUCUCAGAAGACCAGUGCCUAUCUGCUUUUCUACACCUCCUAUCCGAACGACCGACUGACGUUCAUUUAGCGAGCCGAUCCUCGAAGGUGCCGCCGUAGCUUUAUUCAAGAAGUUACGGUCAAAGUGACGGAACGACAGAGUGGCCAGUGGUGGUACGCGCGAUGUCCACCAAGUGCACGGUGCACCGUGGACGGGACGAUAUCGGAGGUGCUUACGAACCUUGUACAUAUGUAAAUACUUGCCGAACGUCACAGGAACCACGUAGCUCCCCUUCGGGAGCAGGCUUCCUCUCGCGGCCAGAAUCGCCUUCUUAUAUAUUUCCUCUUCUCUCCCUCCACUCGAGCCGACGCGAUAUCGUUUUUAAAGUAACCUUUGGGAAUCGCGUCUACGUGGUUACUCGAUGGAAUUUAACCAUCGGUCUUUUGCCUCCGAAGGGGAGAAGAACGAGGAUGCCUCUUCGAGUCGGAGUUCGGCUGGAAUGGCCAUACCAUCUCGACGUUUAACGUUUACCUUCCCUCCGCCGUUCCUAUCGAUAUUAAUCCUAAUAUUAAACGAUCGAGGAGAUUGUGACGCGCCAGGUAACGCGGCAUACCGGCAACAAAAUAAAGCAUAGAAUUUGAAAUUUUUCCAA
Molecule: messenger RNA, 4043 nt
Organism: Orussus abietinus
Lineage: Eukaryota; Metazoa; Arthropoda; Insecta; Hymenoptera; Orussidae
Product: ubiquitin carboxyl-terminal hydrolase 8
Exons: 13
Coding region: 374-3481 (1035 amino acids)
Biological process (GO): protein deubiquitination
Molecular function (GO): cysteine-type deubiquitinase activity
Source: RefSeq, a predicted model, not a curated record